AUGCGUCGACUAGCUCUAUCAGCUCUGACUCUGCUCUUUAGCCAGAUACUACUUCCUGUCACUGCAGUCGUAGACCAGAACUACGAGCAGGUCCCCUUCAUCGACCCCACCGCAGCCUCCGACGAUGUCAUCCAUGCCGUCAACAACCCAGACAUCGCGACCAUUCCCUCGUGGUUCACCUCAACCUUGAUGGCCCGUCGGCUUCUGGCUCUGUCCACCACCGGCGUCGCCUCUACCGUCUUCCCAGAUCCCCUCCCCAGCACCUCGCAUGCGCCCGCCGAGGUUGCCGGCCAGCCCAUCAGCUUAACGGAAUACGUGGCCGACUGUGAUGAAGCCCUUCCAACCGGCAACGGUGGUGAUGGAAACCCAACCUUCCUCGCGCUGCGUGUUGCGACGACCUUCCGCAACACCGCAGCCGGCUCCAACAUCAGCCUCUCUCUCGACUGGUGGGACCACGUGAACGAGACCAAACCCCUCUUUCCCGGAUUUCCCCGCUCGCCAGCUGGACUCCCCCGUGUAACACUGUUUGGGUACAUUGAGCCGUUCGAGACCCCCUUGCCUAAGGAUACCGAGACAGCCCUGCGUGAGUGCUACCUCCAGGCCCACCCCGACGCCGCUGUCUGGCUACCCGGGAAACCCUAUUCCCCGCACGCCAGCUUCUGGGCGCGUCUGGCCGUGACGCAGGUGUACUGGAUCGGUGGCUUUGGGGGGUUCCAGCAGAUUGGCUGGAUGAACGUCACCGAGUGGGCGGGGAUCCGCCGCACCCGUAGUCUGCCAGGCAUCGGGGAUGGACGGGGCUGGGAGGAUGUGCGGCUUCCUGGAGAGAACUUGUCUGGACUUUACAGCCCACACCAGCCUACCUCUCUAGCAAUGCGCUUCCGUCCCAGUCUUCGAGUCUCCCAGUCCAAAUCGGCCUUUGCGGAGGGCAAUGCCCGCUGGACGAACCGUGAUCUCGAUCCGAUUCCGCUCCAUCAACGACAUUGGGGGCCUCUCAGUUUCGUCUCGUACUGGAUUUCCGAUGCCUUCAACGCCGCGACCUGGCAGUUCGCCAGCAGUAUCAUCGCCGUGGGCCUGAGCUGGCGCGAGUCGCUCGCCAUUGUCGCCGUCUCCUUCUUCAUCAUCUCGUUCGUCAUCGCCGCCAACGGCGCCGUCGGCUCCAUCUACCACAUCCCGUUCCCUGUCAUCGCGCGCGCCAGCUGGGGCUUCUGGGGCUCGUACAUCGCCAUCGUGUCGCGCGUCAUCCUGGCCGUCUUUUGGUUCGCCAUCCAAAACGUCAACGGCGGCAACGCUGUCGGCGCCAUGAUCGGCGCCAUCUGGCCCAGCUUCCUCACCCUCGAGAACCACAUCCCCGAGAACCAGGGCAUCACCACGCGCGGCAUGGUCGGCUACGUCAUCUUCUUCGUCCUGCAGUUCCCCUUCCUCUGCGUGCACCCGGACAAGGCCCGCUGGCUGUUCCUCGUCAAGUCCGUCCUCGUGCCCAUCGCCUGGAUCGCCAUCCUCAUCUGGGCCUUUGUCGCCGAGGGCGGCGGCGCCAUGUUCGACCAGCGCCCGUCCGUCUCCGGCUCCGCCUACAGCUGGCUCUUCCUGGCCAACAUGACCUCCGUGCUGGGCAACUACGCCACGCUGAGCGUCAACCAGUCCGACUUCUCGCGCUACUCGCGCGUCUCCCCCCGCUGGCAGCUGCUCUACAUCCCCAUGCUGCCCGUCGUCUUCACCUUCAUCUCCUUCAUCGGCAUCGCCGCCUCCUCCGCCGGCCAGGCCCGCUACCACACCGCCGCCAUCCCCUGGGACCCCAUCGAGCUCAUCAGCCACUGGUCCAGCCGCGCCGCCCGCUUCUUCGCCGCCUUCUCCUUCGCCCUCGCCUCGCUCGGCGUCAACAUCUCCGCCAACUCCAUCUCCGCCGCAAACGACCUCAUGGCCCUGUUCCCGGCCUACGUCAACCUCCGCCGCGGCCAGAUCCUCUGCGGGCUGCUGUCGUGGGCUCUCGUGCCGUGGAAGAUCCUCGCCUCCGCGGGCAACUUUCUCAACUUCAUGUCCGCGUACGCCAUCUUCCUCGGCCCGAUUGCCGCCAUCAUGCUGUGGGAUUUCUGGCUCGUUCACCGCCGCCGCUACGAUACCCUCGCCCUGUACCAGCCCGCCGCACCGACGUAUCGCUACGGCUCCGACUGGCUGGUCAACUGGCGCGCCGUGGUCGCGUUCCUGGUCGGCGUCGUGCCGAACUUGCCGGGCUUGAUCAACUCGGUGAAUUCGUCGAUCGAUGUUGGGGUCGGUAUCCACCCGUACCAGUUUGGGUGGCUGCUCGGGUUUGCGGGCACGAGUGUGGUGUACGUUGCGCUGUGUCUGGCGUUUCCGGACAGCGCGAGCCAGGUGGCCAGAGCCGUGCUGGCGGAUGAGGUAUACGCCAGCACGGAGGUGUACGAGGGCGUUGCUCCGGAGGUAUCGACCCCGGUCGUGUACGAGGGGAAGGCGAUCGCCUGA
Aspergillus terreus NIH2624 is the source of this 2478-nucleotide messenger RNA. RefSeq lists its product as uncharacterized. Bases 1 to 2478 code for a protein of 825 amino acids. Gene Ontology annotation, biological process: nucleobase transport; transmembrane transport. Gene Ontology annotation, molecular function: nucleobase transmembrane transporter activity. The record is from RefSeq and is a predicted model, not a curated record. Gene Ontology annotation, cellular component: plasma membrane. The transcript has 3 exons. Lineage: Eukaryota; Fungi; Ascomycota; Eurotiomycetes; Eurotiales; Aspergillaceae.